UUUGAGCGACGCGCCAGAUCACAUCGACCAAUAACUGCCGCAAUUCCAGAUCACAGGCGCGAGAAAUCCCGGCGAUCUGAAAUCUGCCUCGACGACUGCAAUUUGCAAAUAUUAAAAGCAGCUGAGCUGAAAAUAUUAGUAUUGCAGUUCGCUUAGACGAGCGGGAAUGUUGGACCACAGUGUUAAUAAUACGUUAUGACUCUGAGAACGUUGUUUAUAAUUUUAUAUUAUUGAUAGCUAUUAAUAAAUAUUUUAAUAUUUAUUUCAUGUUCAAAGCUAACCUCAACAGUAAUGGGCAAUUAUGCGGGUGAUAUUAUAAUAUGUUUGCUGGUUUUAUUUUCCGUAUGCUUUUUAUAUGGAACAACGCAUGUAAUCAAAUCGUUCAUAGGAAAUGGAGAGAAUAUUAUAAGUUCGCACACAUAUUACAGUUGGAUUAUAAGAUUUUGUUUGAAUUUUUCUGGAUACGCUACUGUUUUAUUGCCAGGAUACUUGAUAUAUAAAUACGUUCGAGUUAGUAAAUAUCUUCAAAGAAAAGGCAAAGGAUGUAUACCAAGAUUAAUACACUCUUGCUUUUUGGGAAGCGGAGAACAAGGAUUGUUAGAUUCGUCCCAUUAUUCUCCGACGCCCGCGACUAGUCAUCCGCCAAGCACGUUUUUCCAAGAUGCUUUAUUAUUAACGCAUUGCUUUUUUGGACUGCAAGUUAGUUAUUUAACAUGGGGUUACUUACAAGAGAAAAUUAUGACUCAGGAAUACGACGACGGACAAGGUAACAGGAGUAAUUUCAAGGAUUCACAAUUCAUAGUUUUUAUAAACAGAGUCCUGGCUGUUGUCAUAUCCGCAGUCUGUUUGCUUAUUAUUAGACAGCCGCCGCACACAAUACCAUUAUACAAAUAUACAUUCUGUUCGCUUUCUAAUGUUUUAAGUAGUUGGUGUCAAUACGAAGCACUUAAAUACGUCAGUUUCCCAACUCAGGUACUGGCAAAGGCAUCAAAAAUUAUUCCAGUAAUGAUCAUGGGUAAAAUAAUAUCGCGUACAAAGUAUGAGUAUUACGAAUACGUCACGGCAGUAUUAAUAUCUAUUGGAAUGAUGAUGUUUAUGCUUGGUAGUACAGAUCACGAGAAUGAUGGUGCUACUACAUUCUCUGGUGUGAUACUUUUAGGUGCAUAUAUGAUGUUAGAUAGUUUUACAAGUAAUUGGCAAAACGCAUUAUUUAACGAGUACGGUGUUACUAGCAUUCAAAUGAUGUGCGCUGUUAAUUUAUUUUCGUGCCUAUUAACGGCAACUUCUCUUUUUCAACAAUCGAGUAUCAUGUAUUCUUUAACUUUCAUGGCAACGUAUCCUAAUUUUAUACUGGAUUGUCUUUUAAUCUCUAUAUUCUCCACUACUGGUCAGCUGUACAUAUUUUAUACAAUUUCGAAUUUUGGAGCCGUUACUUUCAUAAUAAUUAUGACAGUACGUCAGGUAACGUAUUUAUCAAUAUCAACAUUAUUUAUAGUAUUACGCCCAAAUAGCGAUAAUCGUAACUGUUUAUUAAAGUAACUAACUACUUGUAUUUCUAUGUUUUUCUAGGGUUUUGCAAUACUUCUAUCGUGCCUAUUAUAUCAUCAUUAUAUUACACCGCUCGGUAUAUUUGGAGUAUUUCUAGUAUUUAUAGCAAUAUUUUUACGUAUUUACUGCAAUAAUAGACUACGUUCUAUUAAAAAACGACGAGCUGAGGCUAUUAGUAUAAAAAAUAAGUUUUAACUAAACACAUUUUAAAAACUUUAUUUAUUUGCU
Molecule: messenger RNA, 1776 nt
Organism: Ceratosolen solmsi marchali
Lineage: Eukaryota; Metazoa; Arthropoda; Insecta; Hymenoptera; Agaonidae
Product: adenosine 3'-phospho 5'-phosphosulfate transporter 1
Exons: 6
Coding region: 292-1539 (415 amino acids)
Biological process (GO): 3'-phosphoadenosine 5'-phosphosulfate transport; transmembrane transport
Cellular component (GO): endoplasmic reticulum membrane; Golgi membrane
Molecular function (GO): 3'-phosphoadenosine 5'-phosphosulfate transmembrane transporter activity
Source: RefSeq, a predicted model, not a curated record